AAAUCCAGAAAGAAGAAACACGCACACUUGUUCAUUUUAUAUUCUAUUAUACUGUAGCAACACACUUUAUCCAUUCAUUUCAUCAAUUCAAUUAUAUAUUACUCUAUUAUCCCACGUAAUCCUUAUUCUAACAAUAAUCAAUGAUUCAAUAUAGAUAGAUAGAUAGAUAGAUAAAUUUGGCCAAAUCAAUUUCAUUUUCUGUUCAGGUCAAUUUCAAAAAAAUCUCUAACAUACUACUACAACAGUGCACUACUACUAACGCAUAUAAAAAGAACUACGAUUGUGUUUGUGUGUGUGUGUGAGAGAGAGAGAGAUACUUGGAUAGAGUAAGGAAGGAUGUGUUGGGGGGGUGGGGGUGCAGCAUGGAAGGCACACACAGGGAUGGCGUUGGUGCAGCUGUUCAAUGGAGGAUAUCAUGUGAUAACAAAAGUGGCCCUGAAUGGGGGAGUUAAUGAGAUCGUUUUUUGUUUGUAUCGGGAUCUUAUCGCUCUUGCUAUCCUUGCCCCCAUUGCCUUUUUUCAUGAUAGGAGAACCAGACCAGCCAUGACUAGGCACUUUCUUAUGACACUCUUCUUUCUUGGGUUGACGGGGAUAUUUGGAAAUCAGCUUUUGUUUCUUGUUGGUCUUGGCUUCACAAAUCCGACAUAUGCUGCAGCCUUUCAACCUGCGAUUCCCGUCUUUACAUUUAUAAUUGCUACAAUGAUCAGUGUAGAGACGGUGAAUGUGCUCAAGACUGAAGGUCAGGCAAAGGUUGGUGGUACUUUUGUUUGCGUUUCUGGUGCCAUUCUAAUGGUUCUGUUCAAAGGACCAGCUUUACUGGGUUAUUCAGACAAUGUACCUGGGCAACAUCACAAAAUAACUGCAGCGGCUCAACCCGAGCUUGAUGGAUGGAUGUUUUCCGGCCUUGCCGCCUUGGGAAUGGAUAACUGGCAUCUUGGUGUCCUAUGCUUAAUAGGGAACUGCAUCUGCAUGGCAGCCUUUCUAUCUAUUCAGGCUCCACUGUUGGCCAAGUAUCCUGCAAACCUAUCCGUUACAGCAUAUUCGUACUUUUUCGGAACUCUUUUAAUGGUAGUGACGGCAGUCUCUAUGAGCAAUGAGUCAACAAACUGGCAUUUGACAAAGUCUGACAUUUGGGCAGUACUUUAUGCUGGAAUUGUCACAUCUGCAUUGAAUUAUGGACUUAUGACAUGGUCCAACAAGAUCCUGGGACCUGCGUUGGUUGCUCUUUACAAUCCACUGCAACCUGCUGCAACUGCAUUUUUGUCAAGAAUCUUUCUAGGAGAUGCAAUAUAUUUGGGAAGCAUUGUAGGAGGACUGUUGAUCAUAGCGGGAUUAUAUUUGGUGACUUGGGCAAGAUAUCGAGAAAAACAACAGGCAGCUUCACAUUUUAAUCAUUCUCGGGCAUCAGAACCACUAAUUGGCCAGGUUUUCUCUGGGCCUUCACCAUCAGUAGUCAAGAGCAUGGAUUAACUAAGGCGCGGACACUUAGUGUUCUUGUUUAUCUCCCUGUUUAAAACACUCAAAAUAGUGACAAAAUAGAAAAUUUUACUCCCCCUGGACUUGUUUUGCAUGGUUUGGAAUUUUCUAAUGAUUCAAUAGAGGUCAUUGUGUUCGUCAAGAUAAACUUGACCUAACGAAGAACAAGUAAUGAAACCAAAAGCCAUGCUCAUCUAUGAACACAAUAUUUACAAUGGAAUGUGAAUUGAAAGCAAACAAUCACAUGUUAUUGUGAAUUGUCAGGUGGUGAUAUCCAAUUUACUGAGAUGAUAAGCAGCCUAUUUUCUUUUCUUUUUUUACUUGUACUUUGUAUAUUUUUAGUGUUCUAUCUUUUUCUAGCUUGUUUAAAAUGGCGAUUUUGUUUUUAAAUACAGUGACACUGUCAUUAUAUAUGUUCAAGUUUAGAUUUAUUAUGAUAUCGA
Molecule: messenger RNA, 1919 nt
Organism: Erigeron canadensis
Lineage: Eukaryota; Viridiplantae; Streptophyta; Magnoliopsida; Asterales; Asteraceae
Product: WAT1-related protein At4g19185-like
Exons: 7
Coding region: 337-1470 (377 amino acids)
Cellular component (GO): plasma membrane
Molecular function (GO): transmembrane transporter activity
Source: RefSeq, a predicted model, not a curated record